UGGGGCCGGGCGCACGUCGAGGGCUUUGGCCGACGCGGCAGAGCACAGCCGCCCCACCGGCUGUGGGCCCAGGAUCCAGGCGUCUGGACACAGGUCGAGCUGUCGGCAGGGCAGAGCCACAGGGCCUACAAAGAUGCUGGCUGUCCCGGAGAUGGGCCUGCAGGGGCUGUACAGCGGCUCCAGCCCAGAGCGGUCUCCAGUGCCCAGCCCACCCGGCUCCCCAAGGACCCAGGAAAGCUGUGGCAUUGCCCCCCUCACACCCUCACAGUCUCCAAAGCCUGAGGCCCGAGCCCCCCAGCAGGCCCCCUUCUCCGUGGUAGUGGCCAUCGACUUCGGCACCACAUCCAGUGGCUAUGCCUUCAGCUUUGCCAGUGACCCUGAGGCCAUCCACAUGAUGAGGAAAUGGGAGGGCGGGGACCCAGGUGUGGCCCACCAGAAGACCCCCACCUGCCUGCUGCUGACCCCAGAGGGUGCCUUUCACAGUUUUGGCUAUACAGCCCGUGAUUACUACCACGAUCUGGACCCUGAGGAGGCUCGUGACUGGCUCUACUUUGAGAAGUUCAAGAUGAAGAUCCACAGUGCCACUGAUCUCACCUUGAAGACCCAGCUAGAAGCGGUAAAUGGAAAGAAAAUGCCUGCCCUGGAGGUGUUCGCCCAUGCCUUGCGCUUCUUCAAGGAGCAUGCCCUUCAGGAGCUGAGGGACCAGUGCCCAUCGCUGCCAGAGAAGGACACUGUGCGCUGGGUGUUGACAGUGCCGGCCAUCUGGAAACAGCCAGCUAAGCAGUUCAUGCGAGAGGCUGCCUACUUGGCCGGACUGGUGUCGAGAGAGGAUGCAGAGCAAUUACUCAUCGCCCUGGAGCCUGAGGCCGCCUCUGUCUACUGCCGCAAGCUGCGUCUGCACCAGCUCGUGGACCUGAGCAGCCGAGCUCCAGGCAGUGGGCGCCUGGGCGAGCGCCGCUCCAUUGAUUCCAGCUUCCGUCAGGCCCGAGAGCAGCUUCGAAGGUCCCGCCACAGCCGCACGUUCCUGGUGGAAUCGGGUGUCGGAGAACUGUGGGCUGAGAUGCAAGCAGGAGACCGCUACGUGGUGGCAGACUGCGGGGGAGGCACGGUGGACCUUACCGUGCACCAGUUGGAACAGCCCCAUGGCACCCUCAAGGAGCUCUACAAGGCGUCUGGUGGCCCCUGUGGCGCGGUGGGCGUGGACCUGGCCUUCGAGCAGCUGCUGGGCCGCAUCUUCGGCGAAGACUUCAUCGCCACCUUCAAAAGGCAACGCCCAGCAGCCUGGGUGGAUCUGACUAUAGCCUUCGAGGCACGCAAACGCACCGCAGGCCCACACCGUGCGGGGGCGCUCAACAUCUCGCUGCCCUUCUCGUUUAUUGACUUCUACCGCAAGCAGCGAGGCCACAACGUGGAAACAGCCCUGCGCAGGAGCAGCGUGAACUUCGUGAAGUGGUCCUCACAGGGGAUGCUCAGGAUGUCUUGUGAGGCCAUGAACGACCUCUUUCAGCCCACGGUCAGCGGGAUCAUCCAGCACAUAGAGGCGCUGCUGGAGCGCCCCGAGGUGCAGGGCGUGAAGCUGCUGUUCCUGGUGGGCGGCUUCGCCGAGUCGGCCGUGCUGCAGCACGCAGUGCAGGCAGCACUGGGCGCCCGCGGCCUCCGCGUGGUGGUUCCGCACGACGUGGGCCUCACCAUCCUAAAGGGCGCGGUGCUCUUCGGGCAGGCUCCGGGCGUGGUUCGGGUGCGCCGCUCGCCGCUCACCUACGGCGUGGGCGUGCUCAACCGCUUCGUGGCUGGGCGCCACCCGCCCGACAAGCUGCUGGUUCGCGACGGCCGCCGCUGGUGCACCGACGUGUUCGAGCGCUUCGUGGCCGCCGAGCAGUCGGUGGCCCUGGGCGAGGAGGUGCUGCGCAGCUACUGCCCGGCGCGCCCAGGCCAGCGCCGCGUGCUCAUCAACCUAUACUGCUGCGCCGCCGAGGACGCGCGCUUCAUCACCGACCCGGGCGUGCGCAAGUGCGGCGCGCUCAGUCUAGAGCUCGAGCCCGCCGAGGGAGGCCCCCAUGCCGCCGCCGCGCCCCCUAGCCGCCGCGAGAUCCGCACUGCCAUGCAGUUUGGCGACACCGAGAUUAAGGUCACUGCCGUCGACGUCAGCACCAAUCGCUCCGUGCGCGCCGCCAUCGACUUUCUUUCCAAUUGAGGGCGCAGUGCCAGCCCCCCCUCGGCCCCGCUGAACUCUUUUGGCCCAGGACCUGGGGAGCGGGCUGAGGCGGACCAACCUGCCCCAUUCCCCGCCAUCCUGCCCCGGGAGGUGAGGUCGCAGGAGGAUGGGUGGGGACCUAUCCAGAAACUCUGGCUUUGGGAUUGGGCCCCGGUCCGCUGACUGGAAGGCUGAAGGGCCCUGCCAAGGACUGAGGUCAAGGAGACUUAAAAGAGGUUUGUAAGACGGCCGUGCCCACAGGGAGCACGUGAUCCUGAAAGCAGAAUGCACCGGAAGACUUGAGCCCUGGUCUGAACUGGGGUCCGGGAUGGGA
Messenger RNA from Eubalaena glacialis (North Atlantic right whale), 2528 nucleotides. It is a transcript of the gene HSPA12B, whose product is annotated as heat shock protein family A (Hsp70) member 12B. The record is from RefSeq and is a predicted model, not a curated record. Lineage: Eukaryota; Metazoa; Chordata; Mammalia; Artiodactyla; Balaenidae. The coding region runs from base 134 to 2194 and encodes 686 amino acids. The transcript has 13 exons.